Molecule: messenger RNA, 1711 nt
Organism: Rubroshorea leprosula
Lineage: Eukaryota; Viridiplantae; Streptophyta; Magnoliopsida; Malvales; Dipterocarpaceae
Source: the annotation of a GenBank genome assembly
AAUGGAGGCAUUUGAAGUUUUUCGAGUGUAGCUCAAAAACCUUACAUGUGGAAGGAGAUUAUGUUCUUGAGAUUCAAGUAAAAAUGGACAUUUUUAGAGAACUUAGGGAACUUUGGGGUAACCAGAAGAGGGAAGAAGAAGAGGGUGUCAUUUCUGUGGAGCCGAUUGCCAUGGUAGUGCCAUCGGCGUUGCAAGACUUGCUAGAGUCUAUCACUCUAGAGAGCAGCGCCAGUUCCAGUACUAUUGGUCGUUCCGGUGACCGCCAUUCUCCAUCCUUUAAGAGUUCAUCUUCUAAGGUGACACCCAGUGAUGGGGAAGGUGCGAGGACAGGCCUUGGCAGUCCCUCAGCGACAAAUAUAGAGGAAAGUGCCCCAGUGGUUGAAGAAUGGGAGAAUAAAACCAUUGGUGGAAAACUGGACAACAUCCGCAAGGCACCACAGAGUUUGCCUGUUGGUUUUAGAUUUAGGGCGGCCUUGCUUCAUGAGGUAACUGAUGGUGCUGCUACAAUAAAGGGUUUUAAGAAGUUGGGAGAAAUGAAUCAGUUGUUGGCGUAUGUGAAAAAGGAGGGGUUGGUAGACCUAGAAAGCUUGGUUACCCUAAAGCAAUUAGGAGUUUUUGGGUUUGUGGAUAUCGCAAACCUCUAUAGCGAAGCUCGUCCCAUUGAGAACAAGGUUCUAGCUCGGUGUCAAGAUCCCAUGUUGAGCAGAAAGUUGAAGCCUUGCCUUUGGAUUCCUAAAAGCCCCAUUCAACCUACCGUAGCAUGUUCAUCUAACGUGCUCGCUUCCCUCGCGCGCAACGAUACCGAGACUGGGUCGGCAUCAACAUCUGCAUUUGCAUCUAGCCCCAGGAUUGCGUACCUAGAAGAUCGACAGCAUGCCAAGGGCUACAUACAGCAGAAUGACGGUCAUGUUGCCAUGUUGAAACUGAUGGACGCCCGCGAGCUCACUGAAAGCUAUAAGUGGUUAACUACCGAGAAGGCAAGCUUAGAAGACGAGCUAGAAAAGGCUUUAGCUGAGAAGGAAAGUGGCGUUCAGGCCACCAAGGAUGAGGCCGGUCUUGCUAAAGAAUGCGCUAAGAGGGCGGAGUUUAAGAGGGAUAAUGCUCUAAACGAGUUGAGCUCCCUGAGGCAACGGGUGGCUAUGGGAAACCAAAAUCUUGUCCAUAUUGAAAAAGCCUUGAACAAGACAAAGAGGGUAUUACGGCACCGACUAGACUUCCUAAUUGGCGAGUUGGCCUUUUUUGAGGUGGAGGAAAUCGACGAGCAAGGUAAGAGUCUUGCCUCUCUAGCUGACACCACCGUGCGGCUAAAAUGGGAACUGAACGAGGAUGGAGUGCCCAUAUGGCCUCCAUCUAUUCUUGAAGAAAGUGAGGAUUUAGAGGGUUUACCAAGCUUUGAUGCUUGGGUGGCCGAGGUGCCUAAGAUAGAGGCUGAACCUUCUAGUACUCCACCAACUUCUUAGCCCGUUACCGCUCCAGCUAAUUCUCCUCUAGCUCAUGCUGAUGCAUCUGUCUUUGUAGACUUGACCAAUGACUAGGGUGUUAGGUUUUUCAUUUUCUUUUGCAUUUUGUGUAUUUGUGUUUUGAUGUUUUGAACGAUUUCCAUAUUUUCUCCUGUAUUGUAAAUUAUGAUUUAAGAGAAAUACAAUCGGGAAGAUACUUUUUUGUAGAAAUUGUGUAUUCAUUAAACUUUGAAUAUACACUUUAGAUCUUC